Messenger RNA from Akanthomyces muscarius, 2199 nucleotides. RefSeq lists its product as uncharacterized. The transcript has 2 exons. Gene Ontology annotation, biological process: carbohydrate metabolic process. Gene Ontology annotation, molecular function: beta-N-acetylhexosaminidase activity. NCBI's taxonomy places the organism in Eukaryota, Fungi, Ascomycota, Sordariomycetes, Hypocreales, Cordycipitaceae. The record is from RefSeq and is a predicted model, not a curated record. Bases 1 to 2199 code for a protein of 732 amino acids.
AUGAAGCUGUUGCGCAACGACUCUUCCACAGCCCAGAGACUCAUCACCAUGGUCCGAAACGGACUGUCGCAAGUCGUCCUGUCGGCACUUGCCUGCCAAGGUACCACCGCCGCCCUCGUCGGCAUCCCGACGGUCGACUACACCACCACCGCGUGCAAGCGCUUCGACCUGCAGCAGCUCAGCGGCAUCGUCGUCGACGCCCGCUACGCCGAUGCACGGGACACCCGAGGUUCUACGCUGGUUCCGCCAACCCUGGCCGACUUUGCUCGCACUUUCGCGGCGGAUCUCGCCAGUAGCCUUGGGAUUCAGACAUCCGUGUCGACAGCGUCGGCACCGCUAGAGCAAGGCAUCCACCUCACGCUUGAUCCGAACGGCAACUUCACCGACGCCGCAGGCCGCAUUACGCAGGAGGGCUACUCGCUGACGACCAACAGCUCGGGCAUAUUCAUUGCUGGCGCGUCUCCGCUGGGAGCGUGGUGGGCGACACGAACGGUGUUGCAGCAAGCCGCCAUCCGGGCAGUCUCCAAGAAUGUCACCGGGAUUCCGUACGGCCACGGCCGCGAUGCACCUGGCUGGGGCAUGCGCGGGAUGAUGCUGGACGCGGGCCGCCACUGGUACCCGAAAGAGUUUCUCAUCGAAAUGUGCAGCUACAUGUCGUAUUUCAAGCAAAACACGUUUCACCUGCACCUCUCGGAUAACUUGGUGACGCAGGACUACUACAGCUACGAGCAGUCAAUGUCGCUCGAGGCGAAUUUUCGCCUAUAUUCGGAGAAUGCAGAGUUGAACGGACUCAGCUCGCCGCGAGAUGUGGCUUAUACCCGUGAUGACUUUGAAGAGAUCCAGCAAAAGUGCGCCGCGCGGGGCGUUACCAUCAUGCCCGAGAUUGAAGCGCCAGGGCAUGCUCUGCGCAUCGUGCAGUGGAAGCCUGAGCUCGGCUUCCACUCUGAUCCAUCUCUUCUUAAUAUCAGCCACCCUUCCACUAUCCCAACGAUGAAGGCCAUCUGGGCGGAGUUUCUGCCAUGGUUCCACACUAAGCUUGUGUCUAUCGGCGCUGACGAGUAUCACGGGCCCGUCGCCGACUACAACCACUUCGUCAACACCAUGCACGACUUCAUCUCCAGUUCGUCCAACAAGACCAUGAGCAUCUGGGGCACGUUCCCACCCAAGUACGACGGCUCCUACGACAACAUCCACCAGGACGUCGCCGUCCAGCACUGGGAGUUUUUCGAAGACAAGCCGCUGACCGAUUACAUACGCAACAACUAUUCCGUCAUCAACUCGGACGACACUUACUACGUCGUCAACAAGUACUCUGAGAGCUACCCGUCUUCGCUUCCACUUGACAAGACCUUUUCCGCGGAUCCCUCCGUACCCGGCGGCGGACCGUGGUACCCCAACGUCUUCAGCGCCAAAGACGCCGCUCAGAACCCUUCCCGCAACGAGCCGCGCGUGCUCGGCAGUAUCGUCCCGAUGUGGAACGACUUCGGACAGAAUGCCACCGUCGUCUCGGAGGCAUACUACGCGUGGCGCGAAGGUCUGCCGGCCGUCGCGGACAAGCAAUGGGGCGGCAAGCUCACCCGCGCGCAGUUCGACACCGUGCUUCCCCAAGUACACCCGUAUGCACCAGGGCAGAACCUCGACCGGGCGAUCCCGUCCAAGGGAUCGACUAUUUUCCAGUACAGCUUCGAAAGCAUCCCAAGUCGCGUCGUCAAGGAUCUGUCCGGUAACGCCCACGUUGCGCACACGACCUGCAUGACGGAUCGCACCGCGCUUCAAAUCAGACCGGGAUGCGCCGUGACUCUUCCGUUCGCUUCCAAGGGCCGCGACUACACGCUUUCUAUAUCCAUUAAGCUCGACAGCAACAUGCGCUUCCAAAACGCCACCAUCCUCACGGGCACCGACUCUGCGCUUCUCCUCGCACCAACACUCACCCUGUUGGCAUCCAACAACUACUACCCGCUGAACCUGACCCUGCCAAUCAAUCAAUGGGUGGACGUGACGAUUCGCGGCAAGGGCGCGCAGACGUUUGGCUCUAUUCUCCCCCAGGAUGGGUUCCUCGAAGAGGAAGAGUUUCAAAGAGUCAUGGGAAUUGCGGGCAAAGAACUGCGGUGGGCGCCGAUUGCGGUAGAGGCGCCGCUGGGUACGGUGGCAGGGUUCAACGGUAUGCUGAGGAACUUGACGCUCACGAACAGCGCGUAA